AUGAAGCAAUGUUUUAUUUAUUACUAUUUAAAGAAAAAUAAUUAUAAAAAGAUGCUGAAGAAAAUUAGAAAGCUUAUUGACCUUAGACAUCAUUAUGUAAUAAAUAGUUUUAUUGAAAAGUAUUACAAGUUUGGUAGCUACCCUUCAGGGCAAGACACCAUCACAUUUUUCUUAUUGCUAUUUAUUAAUUUUCAAUUUUAA
This is a messenger RNA of Vairimorpha ceranae, 201 nucleotides long. RefSeq lists its product as hypothetical. The record is from RefSeq and is a predicted model, not a curated record. NCBI's taxonomy places the organism in Eukaryota, Fungi, Microsporidia, Nosematidae. The transcript has a single exon. Bases 1 to 201 code for a protein of 66 amino acids.